AUAUAUAUAUAUAUAUAUAUAUAUUGUGACGGAUCAGUGGCCCUCCCCCUCAUUAUCAUCACCACCCCGUCCCUUAUUCGCCGCCCUUCACCAGGCUCCCGACUGGAGUGGGUGGAUGAGAGGAGGGGCGUGGGAUCAACGCGGGCUGGCGGCGUGUGAUGAGGCACAGCUGGACUGAAUGAAGCCUCAUCACCGCCGCUGUUAAAUGCCCAGCGCGCCUCUCCUCGAGAGACCGGUCUCUUCCCCCGUGCAUGCACGCUGGUGUCCUCGUGGGUCCAGGAAGGGUGCGUAGAGGGACAUCGCGCCACCGAAGACGUGAGCUGCCGAACCCGCGGUCCGGACGAAAGCCGCACCCGUAUUACGGCCGUCGGACCAGGAUGUCGGGCCGUACAAGUCCUGCCAAAGGCCGUGGACGACGUGUAAGAGCCGCCGCUGUGAUGAAGCCGCCGCCCUCGCGCCCCGGACCCGAGUGGGAGCGCGUGCGGCCGCCGGACUCCGCCCCUUCCCUGGACCCUUCCCCUCCUGGAACACUGCCCUCCUGCACAAGCCCCGCAGCACGACGAGGACACCAGACCCCCUGUUUAUUUUGGACACUUCUUUCCCUGGACACUUUAUUUUGUUAAUAAAAGCCUCUCCGAGGCCUGACGCCACACCCACUGUGUCUGUCGUUGGCUCCUCCCGUCACAAUAUAUAUGUGUGUGUGCGUGCAAACUUUUAUAUUUUAACGCCUCAUGGAAAAGGUAACUUUAGCUGCAUUAGCUACCCUUAACGUUAAACCACAAUAUUGCAGAAUUUGUUUUGCCUCCCAAAAAUUUGAGAAAUGGUGGAUUCGCAGUAAUGGGUCUACAAGCAUCCCAGAAAUCUUGAAGGAGUUCCCCAGGCUUCUAGAAAAACUUGGCAUGAUGCUAAAAGGAAGAGUGCUUUCAAAGUCCUGCCCGCUCUGCUUCCCCAAUCAAUAUUCAAGAACGGAGGAAAGGUCUUCAGACCCACAACCACAGAAUCCUGGAAGUCAUUCAUUUGACGUACAACCUGUGGGGACCAACACGGUGAUGCAGUCCUGUGCAUUUUGUGCCUUGGUGACGAGACAGCGACAUCCCACACCUUCGCCAUUGUUUCAGGCCACGCCGUUGAAACGAGAUGCUCCAGUGCCCGUCAUCACAGUGUACCAGCAGAUGGAGGACAGAGAGCAUGUGAUCGUCAUGUGUUCGUUUGGAAGAAGGUUUAUUGAGAGCUCUUUCCAGCUGUCAGUGGACUAUGAACAGAACUACACCCUGAAGAACCCAGCAUGCAUUACACAUGAAGUGUGUGUGUUUAACAUCACUGUGAGGCCUCCUGUUUCCCUGACAUGUAUACAUGAGAUCAUUACCUUUGGAAAUGAAAGUUAUCUGCUGAGUGAGACCUACGUCUUAGAGAAUCAUGAUGGAGUAUCUUCAUUCUACAUUGGCUUUUUCUCCUUCGUUGUUGUUGGUGUCAUUGUAAUGACUGCUGCAGUGAUUGUGACCAUCAUUAGAAGCAAUGCACAAGAUUCCAAUAAUGACUAUGUGGAUGUCUGAAUAAUAUAUAGCGGAUUACUGAUUAUGUAAAACAGACAUAAAGGAUGAUCUGAUCUGGAGGGGGGCAGCUUCUCAUCUUCCUAAAACAAAUAAAAUGUCAUUUACAC
Molecule: messenger RNA, 1660 nt
Organism: Onychostoma macrolepis
Lineage: Eukaryota; Metazoa; Chordata; Actinopteri; Cypriniformes; Cyprinidae
Exons: 8
Coding region: 732-1553 (273 amino acids)
Source: RefSeq, a predicted model, not a curated record